UCUCUAGGCCAAUGUUUAGCUUUUCCAUACCUUACGACGUUGGAUCAGGAUACCAUGUGUGUGUGUGUGUGUGUGUGUGUUUAGAAUUUUUGUAUUUUUAUAGAGUGGCAAUAAACUAUCCAACCCGCCCCCAUUCAUGUGACUUUUUCUUUUUGAGGAUGAAUGAACCAAAGUGCCUAUGACUGCUCUUACUGCUGAUGGUCAUUGCUAUGGACCAUCUACACAGAAAGCAAAAGGAUACUCACCAGAGGUAUGCCAAGCUUUAUCUGAUAUAUCAUGGAGGUAUCACCGUGCAUAGCUUUUCUUGGCUAUGGAAGUGUGUAUGGUUUUUUCUUUUUUUACCCGUAGCAGCGUAUUCGGGUAGAAACCCCCUAUCCCCACUUUUUUUUUUUAAUCUACACACUUUCUUACUAAGCUUUCAUAAGCCAAUCGUUCAUGCUGGGAUAUGGAUAAAUAGAUCUACAGUUGGGAUUUUUUUCAUUGAUUAUGACAAGACCUUUUUGCGAAUAUCCCCACUGUAUUGAUGGCUGAGUCAUAUUUGUAUCUAGAUUACACACUUUUUUCAGUCAUGGGCUUUUUAACAUCAAGUUUCUUGGCGUAACCUUGCCGUUUAUUCUUUUUUCUUUUGUGGGGACGGGGUUUUAUUGUUUUUAUGGAAAGGCGGAUUUGUGAUGUGGAUAGCACCGAACAUGCGAUUUUAAUUUUCUUUUAAGCGGUCUUUGAAAUAAAUUUUUAUUGAAGGUCCUAAAUCAGAAACAAACAAUUUGAGCGCCCAUUUGUUUAGUGUACCUGAAGUAAAAACAAAAAAAAAAAAAACAAAAAUAACAAACAGAAUUUGUAUUCGUCGGGUCUAACGGGAAAG
Molecule: messenger RNA, 862 nt
Organism: Mycotypha africana
Lineage: Eukaryota; Fungi; Mucoromycota; Mucoromycetes; Mucorales; Mycotyphaceae
Exons: 1
Coding region: 198-524 (108 amino acids)
Source: RefSeq, a predicted model, not a curated record